Molecule: messenger RNA, 600 nt
Organism: Alternaria arborescens
Lineage: Eukaryota; Fungi; Ascomycota; Dothideomycetes; Pleosporales; Pleosporaceae
Exons: 4
Coding region: 1-600 (199 amino acids)
Source: RefSeq, a predicted model, not a curated record
AUGUCUAUUGGGAUGAGGUGGAGCAUGAUCAAAGAUGAGAAUGGAAAAGAUGGCUUCCGUCGACUGACUCAUUAUCACAACUUGCCUGAUACCUGGAUUCCGGAAGAGAUGUUACACAUGUACCUCCAGUUUUUGAAGCAGAUGAGGAUAAGGUGGGAGAUGGUAUGCGAGAAUGGCGAAUUGCGCUUGCAACACUGUAUUCUGCGUUCUAAGCGAAAGGAGAUUCUCAAUGCAAAGGGCGAAGACCUAGAGCUCACAGACCAACUUCUAGAAGACGCACAACAAUGGACAGAACUUCGCAGGUUGUUAGCAGAUCAUGUCAAAGAGGCAACUCAGUUUGUUUUCGACUACAACCGGCUUUAUCGAGAAGACGAUGCUUAUGGAGACUGCCAACUGUUCUUGCACGGAUUCCAGGCUGAUAUAGAGCAAAGUCUGAACUCGCUCGAUACCACAUCACAAAACCUUAUUAACAUAGAAUUCAAUCUCGUGACGAUCCGAGAAGCUCGCAAGUCAGUCACCAUGUCAGCUAGCCUAAAGCGCCUCAGUUGGAUCACAUUCGUGUUUCUCCCAGCAACAUUCUCCGCCGUAUGUGCACCCUGA